GUAGGUGGCGACGAGCGGGUUUGUUCCUGUGCAGUCACAGCACAGAAGAAGUGUGACAUCUGUAGGAGAGUGAUAUUUGCUAGAUUGUUUUGAAAUCUUAGGAAGACUCUAUUUAGACGAUUUUGUUAGUAACUAGCGGUCUUUUAAUUCUGUAUUCAGACCGACCGAGCGGCUACGAUGAGGAUUUAUCAUUCUUUACUCAAUGCUGCCAAGUUUAGGAAAGUGUUUGACUUUGGUGAGCGAGAGGUGGCGCAUUGGUUCCCUGGACAUAUGGCUAAAGGACUCAAGCAGAUGAGAGCCAGUCUAAGGAAGGUUGAUUGCAUUAUAGAGAUCCAUGAUGCUAGAAUACCCUUUUCUGGAAGAAAUCCCUCGUUUCAAGAGAGUCUUGAUGUCCGUCCACACAUACUUAUACUGAACAAGACAGAUCUGGCCGACACGUCAAAAAAGCAGAGUAUUCUGAAGCAGCUUGACAGAGAAGGUGUGAGGAAUGUUUUAUUUACAGACUGUUUAAGACAACGAGAUGAGAACGUAAAAAGGAUUGUUCCUCUUGUGACAGAGUUGAUAGAAACUGGGUCACGUUUUCAUAGAGAAGAGGACAGAAGUUACUGCCUGAUGGUCAUUGGUGUGCCAAAUGUGGGAAAAUCAUCACUGAUUAAUGCUGUAAGGAGAACAUAUUUGAAAAAAGGCAAAGCUUCAAAAGUAGGAGGUGAACCAGGAAUUACAAAAGCAGUCCUGACAAAAAUUCAGGUUUGUGAGAGACCCAUAAUUCAUUUACUGGACACCCCAGGGGUCCUGCCACCUAGAAUAGAGAACAUAGAGACAGGAAUGAAACUUGCUUUAUGUGGCACCAUUUUGGACCAUUUAGUCGGUGAGGAUGUCAUUGCAGAUUACCUGCUUUUUUCUCUGAACAGAUUGGAAAGAUUUAGUUACGUUGAAAAGUACAAUCUUGAAGAGCCUAGCGAUGAUAUUCAGCAUGUGUUGAAGUGUAUAGCAGUGAAGCUCGGCAAGACCAAGCGUGUGAAGGCCAUCACUGGAGUUGGCAACAUCACUGUCCAGUUACCAGACUACAGUGCAGCAGCCUAUGACUUCAUCAGAGCAUUUCGCAAAGGAGAACUUGGGAAAGUUAUGCUUGAUUAAUAGUGUUUAAAUGGCUUAUUUGCAUUUAUUGCAAAAAAAAAAAGCUUGACCUUAAUGUAUGUAUGUAUGUACAAGACUGGACACUGAGCACAUAAAUGAAGCACUUACUACUUUUAAUGUUUUAAUUAAAAGUUGGUGACCAGGGUGUUUGGUGCACAUCUCAUUUUUAUUGUGUACUUAUCAGAAAAGGUGCAUUGAAUGUAUUUUUUUUUUCUUUACUGCAAUUGAAGAUACAAUAAAAUAUUGAUUUGUGUUUAAACAGCAUUGGUAUCUUGUAUGUGAAAACCAAAUAGUUCAACCCAACAAUCAAAUGGCAGCACAAAACUACUAAGAACAAUUCAAUUAUCUACUUUCACAAAACUACGUCAUCUGUUUUUUCCUAAAUUAAUAUACGCGUAUUAAUGAAAUGUUUGGCAUGUAAUUGCUUUGAUGUUUAAAAGUAUAAUUUGUUAAAUAAAUCUAACAACAGCUGGCAAAGAGAGCUUGUGUGCUGUUUAUAUAUAUAUAUAUAUAUAUAUAUAUACAUACACACACACCUUUAAUUUCUUUGCGUUUUUAAACACUUGUGCACUUAAUACAUACUGCAUUCACUUUUUUUUUUGUGGGUUAUCAAAAAUCUCUACUAGAAAUACAAAAUUGUUUAAAUCCAUCAAAUUAUUUAUCAAUAAUUUAAAAAGAGGAUGUUUUCACACCCCAAGCAGUGGAAGUACAGGUACAGCUAGAAAUACUGUUUUCUUAUUCUAAAUGUGUUACAGCAUACCUCUUCAAUCUACUUACAAUUAUUAGUUAAAUGUGAACAUAAAUAUUAUUAAACAGACAAAGGUUCACGUAAAUCUCAAGAACAGUGGAGUUUCACCAACAGUGCAGCAGCACAACAUUAACACAGUAUUAUUGCCGUCCAGUACAUGAUGUAACCAGCAUAAUUUAAGUAGUCUAUAGUUGUAUAGAUACUAAUGCUUCUGUUGAAGCAAACUAACCUUUCAGAUCCUAUAUGUUUACUAAACUAAAUAAAGAGGUUUUAAAUCUU
Cyprinus carpio (common carp) is the source of this 2164-nucleotide messenger RNA. It is a transcript of the gene mtg1, whose product is annotated as mitochondrial ribosome-associated GTPase 1. Gene Ontology annotation, molecular function: GTP binding; GTPase activity. The transcript has 11 exons. Gene Ontology annotation, cellular component: mitochondrion. Bases 178 to 1137 code for a protein of 319 amino acids. The record is from RefSeq and is a predicted model, not a curated record. Lineage: Eukaryota; Metazoa; Chordata; Actinopteri; Cypriniformes; Cyprinidae.